This is a messenger RNA of Penicillium diatomitis, 1545 nucleotides long. RefSeq names its product glutathione synthase. The record is from RefSeq and is a predicted model, not a curated record. The transcript has 2 exons. NCBI's taxonomy places the organism in Eukaryota, Fungi, Ascomycota, Eurotiomycetes, Eurotiales, Aspergillaceae. Gene Ontology annotation, molecular function: glutathione synthase activity; ATP binding; glutathione binding. Gene Ontology annotation, cellular component: cytosol. Gene Ontology annotation, biological process: glutathione biosynthetic process. The coding region runs from base 1 to 1545 and encodes 514 amino acids.
AUGACGAGCUCGGCCUACAGCAAUUACCCCCCACCGCUCUCUCAAGCGCAACAAGAGUAUUUGGUCACCACAGCAAAGGACUGGGCAAUUCAAAAUGGACUUGCAGUGCGGCCAGCACCCAGCAUGCUCCCUGAGGGGAGCGACUCAAAUCGUGUACUAGCGACAAACGCUCCGAUUACGCUUUUCCCCAGUCCAUUCCCGAGGUCUUGUUUUGAAGAGGCACAAGCUCUCCAGACGGUCUAUAACCAACUCUAUGCCAUGAUCACCUGCGACGAGGAGUGGCUCGGAAAAGUCAUUGCAGAACUGAUUGACGUCGACGAUUUUGUCGCGAAUCUGUGGAAGACACAUUUGACUGUGAAGAAAGAAGGAUACACUCAAAACUUAUCCCUUGGUCUAUACCGGUCUGACUACAUGGCCCAUGUGUCCUCCAACCAGGCCCCCUCCUUGAAGCAAGUCGAGUUCAACACAAUCUCUUCGUCAUUCGGAGGACUAUCGGCACUAGUGCGGCAAUUGCACACCGAAUUGCUCAGCUCACCACCUGGCAAUCCCAUCAGCUACCCCCCUCAUCCCCUUCUGGAAUCAGGAGUACCGCCCGAGAAUACUUCAGUUGAAACUUUGGCCGGGGGUCUGGCAGCUGCGCACAAGGCUUAUGGAUCUGCAAAGAGCGAACCUUCGCUACCACUUUGUAUCAUCUUUGUUGUACAAGAUGGCGAACGCAAUGUCUUUGAUCAGCAUGCCCUAUCGAGACGGUUGACAGCGUUCCAUCGUAUUCCUGUCUUCCGCGUGCCCAGCAGCAAAGUGCUUGACCAAACAUCCGUCUCGGAAUCUAUCCCAGCUCGACCCUUGAUUUAUAGUCCACCCCAUGCGCCUUCAUCUGUUUUUGAAGUGACGACGGUGUAUAUGCGGGCAUUUUAUUCACCUGAUGACCACACCACCAGCCGCGACUGGGAUGCGCGAGUUCAUUUGGAACGAUCAGCAGCGAUCAAGUGUCCCACUGUACUGAACCAGCUAGUCGGAUGCAAAAAGGUCCAGCAGGUACUUGCGGAACCUACAGGGCCUGAUCAUCUGUCGAAGUUCUUAGCUGGCAUGGAUCCAACGAGUAUUUCCAGAUUACGGGAGACAUUUGCUCCUCAGUACGAUCUCUCCGCCAGCGGACAGGGUCGUGAGCUUGCGCUGAAUCCGGAAACGGCUCUCCGCCACGUACUGAAGCCCCAACGUGAGGGAGGUGGCAACAACAUCUACAAAUCUGAGAUUCCAGCCUUUCUCAAAUCCAUGCCUGAGAGUGACUGGAAAGGUUGGGUGUUGAUGGAACUCAUCAAUCCUGCCCCGGACGCGGAAAACGUUGCACUGCGGAACGAUGGACAAGUCCUCCGUGGUAAUGUGAUCUCUGAGCUUGGCAUCUAUGGAACGAUCUUGUGGGACACGACUGGCAAGAUUCUACAUAAUGAUCAAGGUGGCUGGUUGCUGAGAACCAAGGGUAAGGAAGUCAAUGAAGGAGGGGUGGCAGCUGGAUUCUCCAGCCUGGACAGCGUGUUGCUUUUCUAG